UGUUUUAAUCUUUACACUGUAGCCUCAAAACCAGUCACUGAUCAGGAAAGGGCUUCAUUUGGGAUCAUUUUAAAGUACUAUAUAUAUAUAUAUUUUUUUGUUUUGUUAUUUUUGUUUGUUUUACUUAUUAAAAUGUAUUUGCUGUAAACGAGUUGCUAAAAUAGAGCCGUGUUGAUUAUACUUCAAAUGCGUUAAAAACACCAGCGAUACAAACUCACCACAAGACAAAAUGUUAAUCAGACUCUCACCUUUUUCCGUUUUGGUCACCUUUCUGCUUAUUUUUCACCUGUCCCAAUGUGUGGAUUUAAAAGCUGCGAAUAAUGCAACGGGAGAAACCAACGAGCAGAAUCGCCGGGAAGUAGGCAAAGCUUUGCCCAAGCAAGAGAGCGUUUCUUUGGCUACACAGCUGUCUGGCGCUCCGAAAGAGAGCGUUGCCAAAACUAGGCAGAAGACCAAUACCCCAAAGAUCAGAGCGCUUGGAAAAGCGGGCAAAGUUGCAAUAAAUUCAACUGAAAAAGCCAAGACAUUAACCGGCCCCCAUGUGUGUGGCUCUAGAUGUUGUUCUGGAUGGCGCCUGGCUCCCAAGACCAAGAAAUGCACCAAACCUCAGUGUGCCCCCAGGUGUCUGAAUGGGGGACUGUGUAAAAGGCCCCACAUGUGUGUCUGCAAGACCGGCUUCGAGGGAUCCAGGUGCGAGACAACCAGCACCUCCCAGGGACUGUCGACCCCAAGCCCCAGCUCCAACACUUCAUCCCCGGGGGCUGUCCGGGCAGGCAGGGUGCACUCGGAGCCCAGGAGGGGCCCCGAGACACAGUCUCAGACCCCCGAGAAACAUGGCACAGUGCGCUGGCAUCCUUUGACGCUGAAGGAGGCUCAGUCUGUGCUUCUGAAGAAGUCGUCGGGGUCAGAUGGCCUGCCUGAGAAGAUGACCGCCCUGCUGUCUAAGCACGUGGAGGCCCAGCGUGGCAAGCUGCUGUCCGCGGGGCUGCUGGUGGUCAAGGAGUCAAGCGUGAAGAUCAUCCACACCUCGCAGGGGGAGUACACCGUCUACCGGAGCCCAGUGCCAGCUAGGAAUCAAAACCCUGCGGGCGAACGCAUUAAGGUGCUGUUCACUCCAACCAUCUGCAAGGUGCGUUGCAUCAGGGGUCACUGUACCAACCACUGCGAGAGAGGCAAUGUCACCACCGUCUACAGCUCUGAGAGGGGGCAUUCACCACCAGGGGCUGGCUUCAGAGUCUUCUUAUGCCCGCUGCUGUGUCAGAACGGUGGAAUUUGUAUGCAGAAGGACCGCUGUCUCUGCCCACCGAACUUUACUGGGAAAUUCUGCCACGUCCCGGUCUCCUCCUCAGCCAAUGAGAUAGAGGGGGCGGCCCAGAACAGAGCAGCAUCAUCCAAUCAGCGGGGGCUGACACAGUCUGUGUACACCCUCCCACUGCACAACCACCAAUCACAGCAAAGUGGAGGCUCGGAGGUGGUGAAGGUGCAUGUGCAGCACCCCCUAGAGGCCAGCGUGAAUAUACACCAGGUGCAGCGUGUGAGAGAGGGACCAGCGCAGGGGCAGGGGCAGGGCGAUGCCAGCGCAGACAGGAGGGUGCCGCUGCCCAGGAUCCAGGCUCAGACCAUCCGCGGAGACUCCAGCUACUUCGAGUCAUCUGGAUUCGGAUACUGCUUCCAAGAAGUCCGGAACGGCCAGUGCAGCUCCCCUCUGCCCGGACUGAGGACUCAGGAGAUCUGCUGCCGGGGUCAGGGGAAGGCCUGGGGCAUCAGCGAGUGUGCCCUGUGUACAUCCAACCAGGGGAGCGAUGUUGCUGUGGAUGGAGGCUGUCUGAAGGGUUUCGAGAGGAUUAAUGGGACACAGUGUGUGGAUGUUAACGAGUGCUCGCUGCCCGGGUUCUGUCAGAACGGGGAAUGCAUCAACACACGGGGAAGCUACAGCUGUGUCUGCAAGACAGGCUACAUACUGGAUGCUUCUCAAGGACGCUGCAUUUCCCAGAUGGUGAUCUCGGAGUUGAAGGGGCAGUGUUAUCGCAUCCUGAAGACGGGGUUCUGCUCGAUGCCCAUCCUAAGGAACAUCACCAAGCAGAUCUGCUGCUGCAGCAGAGUGGGCAAAGCCUGGGGUCAGGCCUGCGAGAGGUGCCCACCCUUCGGAUCAGAGCAAUUUAAGGAGAUUUGCCCAGCAGGGCCAGGUUACCACUACUCAGCUUCCAGUGUUAAAAUCAACCAGGAACGCCAAACUGCAGUGGCGCCCCCUAGAGCCCAAACACCCUCUCUGACCGCCAAUGUGGGCAACGAGAGAGAAGAGAGGCUGCCACCAAGGAUGGAGAGGCCAGUGCAACCACUGAAACCAGAACCCCCAGUACAACCACUUAGACCAGUACAGACAUUCACCGUCUCCACCACAACCCGCACUGCCAUGCGUGCCCCAGAGGUUCGAGUAUGUGACCUGAACCCUCAGAUCUGUGGAGCGGGGCGCUGUCUGAAGCAAAGAGGAGGAACCUACACCUGUCUCUGCAACCAGGGCUACCACAUCAACCCCCAGCAGACACGAUGCGUGGAUGUAGACGAGUGCAGUCUGAGCCCGCGGCCCUGCACGAACGGUCAGUGUGAGAAUACAGCUGGGAGUUACCGAUGCCUGUGUCCGUCUGGGUUUAGACUGGGACCGCAAGGAGCCAGCUGCACAGAUACAGACGAGUGCCGACAGUCCCCCAGCCCCUGCACUAACGCACGCUGUGAGAACACACCUGGCAGCUACAGGUGUGUCUGCGCUGCUGGAUACCAGCUGGAUCACCAGGGAGCUGAGUGCAUAGAUAUCAAUGAGUGUGAGAAUGCUGCAACCUGCCCUGAUCAGGAAUGUGUUAACUCCGCUGGCUCCUUCCAGUGUGUGCCCUGCCGGCCUGGUUACCAGCUAAAGAACGGCAGAUGCACAGAUGUGGAUGAGUGCAGUCUGAGCCCAAGGCCCUGUACGAACGGUCAGUGUGAGAAUACAGCUGGGAGUUACCGAUGCCUGUGUCCGUCUGGGUUUAGACUGGGGCCGCAAGGAGCCAGCUGCACAGAUAUCGACGAAUGCCGCCUGACGCCUCGGCCUUGCUCCGUUGGUCAUUGUGAGAACACAGCGGGCAGCUAUAGAUGUGUUUGUCCCAAUGGCUACAGACUGAACCCACAGGCAACCCAGUGCAUUGAUACAGACGAGUGCCGACAGUCCCCCAGCCCCUGCACUAACGCACGCUGUGAGAACACACCUGGCAGCUACAGGUGUGUCUGCGCUGCUGGAUACCAGCUGGAUCACCAGGGAGCUGAGUGCACAGAUAUCAAUGAGUGUGAGAAUGCUGCAACCUGCCCUGGUCAGGAAUGUGUUAACUCCGCUGGCUCCUUCCAGUGUGUGCCCUGCCGGCCUGGUUACCAGCUAAAGAACGGCAGAUGCACAGACGUCGAUGAGUGUCUGGGCUCGUUAGUCUGUGGUACUAAUGGGCACUGUGUGAACACAGAUGGCUCCUUCAGCUGUGACUGCAAGAUUGGAUUCAGGUCGGACAGCAGUCGGAACCAGUGCAGCGAUAUCAAUGAGUGUCUGGAAGGGGACUUCUGUUUCCCGCACGGCGAAUGUCUCAACACUGAUGGGUCGUACAGCUGUCUGUGUUCCGAGGGAUACAAUGCCACCCCAGACGGAGACUCCUGUAUAGAUGUGGAUGAGUGUGCCAGGCCGGAGCUGUGCCAGGAUGGCAGUUGUACCAAUACCCAGGGCUCCUUCGAGUGUGUGUGCCAACCCGGCUUUGCCACCAACCCAGAAAAGACUGCCUGCCUUGACGUUGAUGAGUGUGCAGAGUCGAGGGGAGCUGUGUGUGGACCCCGACGUUGUGAGAACACCAUCGGUUCCUUCCAUUGCAUCACUUCCUGUGAGCCCGGCCACAGGGCAACUGUCAGCGGGGACUGUGUGGACAUUAACGAGUGUGCAAACGACACUGUCUGCGGUGACCAUGCCUUCUGCCAGAACCUGAUUGGCUCUUACCAGUGUCUGUGUGACCAGGGUUAUGAGGCGGGGCGAAAUGGGCAGAGCUGUGUGGGUACGGGAAACACCGUUGGUUCUUAUUGGACGAACAGCUGCAACGGCACUAACAACCCAUGCAAAGUCAGACAAGAUCCAUUGUUUCUCUUAAAGGGGAGGUCAAACUCCCAGAGGUUUCCCAGCAGUUCUGGGGGAGUGUAUCGACCAGACCCCUCCCCUCCGCGCAGUGAUGUCAGAGAAUGCUACUACAACAUCCGUGACGCAAACGUGUGCCAAAACGUACUGACACGCAACGCCACCCUACAGGAGUGCUGCUGCACCGUGGGGGAGGGCUGGGGGGAGAGCUGUCAGCUGACUGCCUGCCCGGCACCUGGAACAGCUCAAUACCAGUCUGUGUGUCCCAGUGGAAAGGGAUAUGUGACCUCUACUCGGGGCUCCUUCAGUUACAAAGAUAUUGAUGAGUGCACACUGUUCACUGCUGCAGUGUGUAAGAAUGGCGUGUGUGUGAACACGAUCCCAGGCUAUUCCUGCUACUGUCCCAAUGGCUACUACUAUGACCAAACACAACUGGAGUGCGUGGAUAACGAUGAGUGCUUGGAGGAGGAGUCCUGUCUGGGAGGGAGCUGUGUCAACACUAUGGGCUCGUAUUAUUGCUCCUGUGACCCCCCUCUCAUCCUGGACGCAGCCCAGCGAGCGUGCGUCGCCAACAUCAGCCAGUCUGCUGAUGAAAACCUGGCGUACUGCUGGCAGGAGUUAGGAGAAGAUUAUAUCUGUAACCGGCCCAUGUUGGAUAGGCAGAUCACUUACACAGAGUGCUGUUGCCUGUAUGGACUGGCCUGGGGUAUAGAGUGUGCACUCUGCCCAGCUCGAGACUCAGAUGAUUACGAAGCCCUGUGCAAUGUCUUGAGACCCCCGGCUUACGGACCCCCUCUCGGACCCUACGCUGGGGAAUAUGGACCAGGCUUUGGAGGGAACUACGAGCCUCCAUACGGUCCAGACAUCUUCGCUGAUCCCCCUCCACGAGGCAGAACCCCAGGCUAUCUCAGACCUGGGGGGUAUGAAGACUACCCCUCCCGCGGGGGACAGAUGCCAAGCUAUGGGUCCCGUUCUCGCUCUCCGGCUUCAUACGGACCACAGGAGGGCCCGUACGGACGCCACGGCCCUGGCCGGAGCUACGAUCUGGGGGAUUUCGAGCCUGACCUGCCAUAUGUACCCCACGAAUCAGAGCCCAGACCACCCUUUGGCAGAGCGGACUCUCUGGUAGAACCCUCUUAUGAAUCCCGUCAAGGGAGGUACAGAUCCCUGAGCCCCCAGUCUGCAGGACCCCCUUUUGAAACAGAAGAGCCCUCUGUCCCGUGGCUGCAGUACAGACCAAGAGAGUCAGCUCCCUACCCAGAGUACCGUGACCGGCCACUGGGGGGCAUCAGGAGAGAGACCUAUGAGAGCAGAUAUGAGCCGUACGAGGGCCUGAGCGCGGAGGAGUGUGGGAUACUGCACGGCUGUGAGAAUGGCCGCUGCAUCCGCGUGCCGGAGGGCUAUACCUGUGACUGCUAUGAUGGUUACCACCUGGACAUGACUACGAUGACCUGCAUAGAUAUAAAUGAGUGUGACGAAGCAGACGACCCCUCCACCCUGUGUGUGAACGGACAGUGUCUCAACACAGACGGCUCCUAUCAGUGUGUGUGCCUCCGUGGCUUUGUGAUGUCAAGACAACGCAAUUACUGCAUCCCGGCACGACCACGGCAGUGAGGGGAGAGAACGUAACACACUCAAUCACACACACUCACACACACACACUCACACACACACACACACACACACACACACUGACACACACACACACACACACACACACACACCAAAGAGUUCUGACUUAACUGUUUCCAACCAUGUUCGUCGAACAAGGUAUAUUUUUUAUUCAGAUAUGAUAAACAGGCCAGGGAGGUAUUUAUUUUUGUGAAUAUUUAAAUGAGUUUUUUUUUUUUUUUAAUAAAAUAAAUAAAUUCCACUUUUGCAAUGACAUUAAGCAGGAAUUUUGUACCGUAUGAAUAUAUAUACAACUUGAGUUAAAAAAAAAAAGAAACAAUAAAUAAAAAUGCCAGCAUUUUGUACUUUAUCUUUGAAUUGGUAAGAGGAUUCUUUAUUAAGUUCAUAAUAAUAAACUAAUAGUAGUAAUAAUAAUAAUAAUAAUAAUAAUAAUAAUUCCUAUAGACUGUACAAUGUGACCUGAAUCGCGAGAAAUUUGUAGAACUUAUUAGACCAAUGUGACUUAAAAUUAUUUUGUAUUUCAAAUUAAAUUCCACUUCAAUUAUUAAUAUUAACUUUAUUGUAAACUGGGUGGAGAAGUCUCCUUCUGAGUUAAACAGCUCACAUUCAACUAUAUAUAUAAUUAACAGAAAUAAAUAUAUCUGUGACAGGCAACCAGAACUAAACAUUUUAACACCAACACAAAGAAAAUCAGUUACAAAAACAGUGAAAAUGACAUUUCUUAUUCUUUGUUCUAUUGCCUAUACUCUUACACUAGCUUUCAAGUACCAAAUAACACAAAAACUACAGUAGUUCAUUUAUUUAUGUCCUCCUUUGAUUAAAUCCAAGGUUACUGCAACAUAAUAACUAUCCUUUUGACUUUGUUGUGACAAUUCUUUGACCCCGCUAGAUCUCCUGCGCUGUGUAUGAAGUCAGAUCAGUUUGAUUUACAGUGACGUUAAGCUAAUGAUGAAGUAACUUUAUUUUAUUAUUAUUUUUUAUUAUUAUUAUUAUUUACUGGUUUUGGUUUGACUUGAGAUUUGUUGCGCUAUAACAAUAUUUUAUUAAAAUGUUUUUUUUUUUUUUUUCAGAAGUUGCUAAGGAUUUGGAAGUAAUGGGGAAAAAAAAAAAAAAAAAAAAAUGUCUUUUUUUUUUUUUUUGCAGUACGCCCGAAAUUCUGAUUAGAUUUAGGUAGAUUCAAAAGAAAUCGGAAUAAUAUUCAGCACAUAAAACACUAUGUAUAACGUUAUGCACUGUAUGUGUCAAACAGAAUAAGCUUUUUUUUUUUUUUGCUCGUUCUGUGGACAAUUGUACAUUCUCUAUUGUAUUUUCUGUCUUUUUUAAAGUUUGUAAUUUGAUGUGUUUAUAUAUACAAAAUCUGUGCACA
Polyodon spathula (Mississippi paddlefish) is the source of this 7133-nucleotide messenger RNA. RefSeq names its product latent-transforming growth factor beta-binding protein 4. The transcript is spliced from 35 exons. Lineage: Eukaryota; Metazoa; Chordata; Actinopteri; Acipenseriformes; Polyodontidae. The record is from RefSeq and is a predicted model, not a curated record. Gene Ontology annotation, molecular function: calcium ion binding. The coding region runs from base 230 to 5749 and encodes 1839 amino acids.